AUGCUUAACCCGGCGCUCGAGGCGCAGCGUGUUUUCAUCGAAAAACAGUUCUCAAAACUCGACAGUAAGAUUGAGCACUUCAGGGCUGAGGUGGCAAAGAACACUGCCGAAAUAAAGAGACUGAAAGCGGAUCAAAAGGGAACGAGCUCUCGUAUCACUAAGGUUGAAGAUAACUUUCACAACUCGUGGUCUGCACUAGAGAGGAGUAUUUCCGAACUCGAGGACCGGUCACGGAGAGACAAUAUACGCAUCAUUAAUCUGCCAGAGAACGUGGAGAGUGGGGAUGUCCGAACUUACCUCCUAACUUCUCUCAAAAAGUGGCUCCCUGCCCUCUCCGGUGAUAACAUCGAGGUGAUGAGAGCCCAUCGCAUCGGUCCGGAGCGGAUUACCAGCGGGGGCCCCCGCACUGUCAUAUGCAAGAUGCUGCGCUAUACUGACCGGGACCGCAUUCUGAAGGCGGCCAGAGCCACGCGGAUUGAGGUGAAUGGAAGAGAAGUACGGUUCGCAGCGGACUACAGUAACUACACUGUCAAGAAACGGCGCGCCUUCGCUCCAGCCAUGGAUACAGCCAGGAAAUGUGGAUUCACACCGUUCCUCAUCUACCCAGCCAAGCUAAAGCUGACCCGGGGCGCAGAAGCCUACACAUCUUUAACUCGCAUGUGGAUGCAGAGUUUUUCUUGGAGCCCAACGCUAAGGGCCAUGCACAGGGUGAGAAAGAUGAUGAGCAGCCAGCUGAUGCAGGUACUGAAUGAAUAA
Knipowitschia caucasica is the source of this 756-nucleotide messenger RNA. Lineage: Eukaryota; Metazoa; Chordata; Actinopteri; Gobiiformes; Gobiidae. The record is from the annotation of a GenBank genome assembly.